AUGUCUACCACCCUCCUCCGCCAAUCCACCGUCCGGAGCGGCCUCCGCAACUUCACCACCAUCUCCAAGAUUGCCCGCCCAGCAACCAUACCCUCCUUUUCCCGCGGCAAAGCCACCCUCCCAGAUCUACCAUAUGACUAUGGCGCUCUCGAGCCCUCCAUCUCCGGCCAAAUCAUGGAGCUUCAUCAUAGUAAACACCACCAAACCUACGUAAACUCCUAUAACAAUUUCACCGAGCAACUCGCCUCCGCCACCUCUUCCUCCGACCCUGCAGCACAAAUCGCUCUGCAACCCCUCAUCAACUUCCACGGUGGCGGGCACAUCAACCACUCGCUCUUCUGGGAGAACCUGGCCCCUAAGUCCUCCGGCGGUGGUGAGCCACCAAGUGGUAAAUUGGGAAAUGCGAUUGAUCAGGCGUAUGGGAGUUUGGACAACUUGAAGAAGAUUAUGAAUACGAAAUUGGCAGGCAUUCAGGGCAGUGGGUGGGCUUGGUUGGUCAAGGAUACUGAGACGGGAGCGCUGCAGGUGAGGACGUAUGCAAACCAAGACCCAGUGGUUGGGCAGUUCAAGCCGGUUCUGGGCAUUGAUGCGUGGGAGCAUGCGUAUUAUCUGCAAUACCAGAAUCGCAAAGCCGAGUACUUCGGCGCUAUCUGGGACGUCAUCAACUGGAAGACAGCCGAGAAGCGGUUCGAGUAA
Letharia columbiana is the source of this 696-nucleotide messenger RNA. RefSeq lists its product as uncharacterized. Gene Ontology annotation, molecular function: metal ion binding; superoxide dismutase activity. Bases 1 to 696 code for a protein of 231 amino acids. NCBI's taxonomy places the organism in Eukaryota, Fungi, Ascomycota, Lecanoromycetes, Lecanorales, Parmeliaceae. The record is from RefSeq and is a predicted model, not a curated record. Gene Ontology annotation, cellular component: mitochondrion. Gene Ontology annotation, biological process: superoxide metabolic process. The transcript has 3 exons.